Messenger RNA from Lactuca virosa, 1222 nucleotides. Lineage: Eukaryota; Viridiplantae; Streptophyta; Magnoliopsida; Asterales; Asteraceae. The record is from the annotation of a GenBank genome assembly.
AGCAGCACUCGUUUCCUUCAAGCUCCCGAAAAUGGCAGACAACGGAGUGCUGCCGGUCGACAAGUUAACAAUUUCCGAAUUCGUCGAAGAAGCCGAGUUCUCACAGCGUGUACUGGUUCGAUCGAUUUUGGGCCGUCCUGACGGCGGCGCUGGACUUGCUGGGCAGACCUUAAAGGUAGGCGGAUGGGUGAAGAAAGGGCGAGAACAAGGCAAAGGUUCAUUUGCCUUCCUUGAACUUAACGAUGGAUCAUGUCCGGCGAACCUUCAGCUUAUAAUAUACUCCGAUGUGGCGCCGCUAGGUCAGUUUACUCCGACCGGUACUAGCCUGCACGUGGAAGGUGUGCUUCAGAUGCCUCCUGCAGAUAAACAAGGGAAGCAGUCGAUUGAACUAAAGGUUUCAAAGGUUCUAGAUAUUGGAGCUGCUGAUCCCGCGAAGUAUCCAUUGCCCAAAACGCGAUUGACACUUGAAUUUCUUAGGGAUUACGUUCAUCUCCGGCCGAGAACCAAUACUAUUUCUGCUAUUGCCCGUAUUCGUAACGCACUAGCUUAUGCAACUCACACGUUCUUCCAAAAGCAUGGAUUUCUCUAUGUUCAUACUCCAAUCAUCACCACUAGUGAUUGUGAAGGCGCUGGAGAGAUGUUUCAGCUGCAGUUGCUGAACUUACUAAAGCCAAAAGAGAAUCUUUCAAAGAUUGAAGAGAGAUUCAACCAGAAACCUGGUAUCCCAAAGAAAGAUGGGAAGGUUGACUAUAGUCAAGAUUUCUUUGCACGCCAAGCCUUCUUAACUGUUUCUGGACAACUUCAAGUUGAGACCUUUGCUUGUGCACUCAGCAGUGUUUACACUUUUGGCCCAACUUUUCGUGCUGAACAUUCUCAUACAUCCAGACAUCUUGCAGAAUUCUGGAUGGUUGAACCAGAAAUAGCAUUUGCUGAUAUUGAGGAUGAUAUGAAGUGUGCAGAGGCAUAUGUUAGGUUUAUGUGCCAAUGGUUACUCGACAACUGUCUUGAUGACAUGGAAUUUAUAGCUGAAAAGUUUGACAAACACGCCAUUAAUCGUCUAAAAAUGGUUGCUUCUACCAAUUUUGUACGCCUUACCUACACAGAAGCAGUGACAAUUCUUGAAGAAGCUGUUUCUAAAGGCCACAAAUUUGAGAACAAUGUAGAAUGGGGAAUUGAUUUGGCAUCAGAACAUGAAAAAUACCUAACAGAGACAAAAAUUUGA